Molecule: messenger RNA, 3638 nt
Organism: Pantherophis guttatus
Lineage: Eukaryota; Metazoa; Chordata; Lepidosauria; Squamata; Colubridae
Source: RefSeq, a predicted model, not a curated record
GAGGACGGGCACCGGACGGGAUGCCGGCGGCGUUGGGAGCCGGGCUGAGCGCGGAGCCGGCGGCCGGGGCGCCCUGAAGCAGCGCCACAUGUCCCGCAAGAAGAGCCCCAAGGGCAAAGGCGGCAGCGCCGCGCCCUCCUCCGCCCUGCCCGCCGCCCAGCAACGGGCGCGGGCGCGGCCCAGGAGGGGGCGGCCAACGGGGGGGGCGCUGCCCAGCCGGCCCUCGCUCAGCAGCAGCGGCGAGUUCCACGACGUCGCCUUCAAGGUGAUGCUAGUUGGUGAUUCCGGAGUAGGCAAGACCUGUUUGCUGGUGCGCUUCAAGGACGGCGCUUUCUUGGCUGGGAGCUUCAUCUCGACAGUGGGGAUCGAUUUCCGGAAUAAAGUCUUGAAUGUGGAUGGCGUCAAAGUAAAACUGCAGAUUUGGGACACGGCUGGCCAGGAGAGGUUCCGCAGUGUCACCCAUGCUUACUACCGGGAUGCCCACGCUUUGCUGCUCCUCUAUGAUGUCACAAACCGAGCAUCCUUUGACAACAUCCAGGCUUGGCUGACAGAAAUCCACGAAUAUGCAAAGCAAGACGUGGUCCUUAUGUUGCUGGGAAACAAGGUGGAUUCAACCCAGGACCGAGUGGUGAAAAGAGAAGAUGGGGAGAAAUUAGCAAAGGAAUACGGGGUGCCCUUUAUGGAGACCAGUGCCAAGAGCGGAUUGAAUGUGGACUUAGCGUUCAUGGCCAUCGCCAAGGAGCUGAAGCACCGGUCCAUGAAGCUGCCCAAUGAGCCCCGGUUCAGACUGCACGACUACGUCCGGAAGGAGGUGAAAGGCGCUGGCUGCUGCCGCUCAUAGACUCUCUCUUGGGGGUCCUGUCCAGACCCCCCACCGCCCCCUUCAGCAGUCCACCCUGCCUGCUGCAUCCGUGUCUGCCACUCUCGUUCUCCUCCUUCCUGCUGCACAAGCUCUACAAAUCUCUUCCUUGUGUCUUGUUGUCUUUGUCAAGGUGAAACUUGGAAGGAUAAAUGGUGGGGGAUGGGCAGCUUCAUUUCCUUCCCCGGGGCAGGCAGGUGGUUUUCCAAAAGAGAGCCGGGUUAGAGGCAGCAACAGACAAUCUGAAUUAUGGACAGGGCCUUUGGGGGUGGGGGGAGGGAGGGGGAGGUAUGGUUUGCGGAGUCUCAGUGUGAUAUCCUGCAUGAGUGCCCCCAAAGGGAGUGGGGUCACAGGGGAGCCUCCCCUAAGUCAGAGGUCUUCAAACUUGGCAGCUUUAAGACUUAGCUGGCUGGAGAAUUCUGGGAGUUGAAGUCCACAAGUAUUAAAGCUGCCAAGUGUGGGGACCCCUGCCCUAAGUCCUUGCCAGGGAGGGUCCAGUUGCCAUGGGUUGACCUAAUAUAGCGACUGUUUAUGUGGGACUUCAGCUCCACUUUCAUCAUUACUGCCUCAAUGAGUACCCAAACAUGGGGAUUUCAUUCUUUUUUUUUUUUUUAAUAGAUCGAACUUAAAUGUUUGGUGUGUGCUAUUGCCGAUAAGUUUUUCGAACACGUUUUUUUCAAAACACCCAAACUCGAUGACUAUUCUUGGCUGUCUCGCAGGGCAGAAUAAAAUGUUCCCUCUGCUUUGGUGGUUGUGCUGCAGCUCUGGCAAUUUUCCUGCGCAGUAGGGUGUGCCUUUUUUUUUUUUUGUAAACGCGCAACACAAAAUGAUGGGAAUAAAUUGGGUCCUUCAUUUCCUUAUUGCAUCUCCAGUGGUUGAUCCCAAGUACGGUUGAUCUCCUUCCAGGAAUUCUAUCCCCGUUUCUCUCUUUUCAUCAAGAAGGCCCUCUGCUCGGACAUAUGCACCCACCCAAAGAAGGGGAGUGUGACCCAGAGCCCCAAUGGCAAGUGGGGAAAACAUCUCUCCAGAUCAAGGCUGGCAAGUAAUUCUUGGGUCAGGCUGAUGGGACAGAGACGUAGCAGGUAGGAGCUGUGGUGGUGCAGUGGUUAGAAUGGAGCAUUGCAGGCUGACUCUGCCCACCACCAGUUCGAUCCUGAUCAACUCAAGGUUGACUUCCAUCCUUCCAAAGUCAGUAAAAUGAGGACCCAGAUUGUUAGGGGCAAUAUAUUGACUCUGUAAACUGUUUAAGAGAGGGCUAUAAAGCACUAUGGAGUGAUAUAUAAGUCUUAAAUACUAUUGUUAUCUCUCCAUCAUCUAUCUCCUUCUCUCAUUGUAGUGGUUCAGUGGUUAGGCUGACUGUCCACCGCCAGGAGUUCCAUCCUGACCGGCUCAAAGUUGGCUCAGCCUUCCGUCCUUCCGAGUUUGGCAAGAUGAGGACCCAGAUUGUUGGGGGAAAUAAGCUGACUCUGUAAAAUCACUUGAAGAGUGCUGCAAAGAACUAUGAAGUGGUAAUAGAAGACGAAGUGCUAUUGCUAAGUCUUCCAGCGGAAGGCAGGAAGCAUGUAGACCCCCCCCCCGGGAUUCUGAUGGCCAUUCUCUCCCCACCCCGACUGAGGUGAUCCUGUCCAGCUGUGGAAUAGGCUCUACUCCUCCAUGCAAUCAUCUUUCCUUCAACAUUUUUACUUGGCCCUGUGACUUGCUAGCAGUCUUCUCAACCUUUGAGCUUCUCCAACCUAUGGCCCUCCAGAUGCAUAGGUCUGUCAACUCCUACAAUCCCACUAGCUGUCAAGUUUCCAAAAGAUACCCUAAUUAAUUCAUGAGCCAUGAUCCAAACUUCAAAGGAAAUAGUCAUUAGGAGCACCAUUCCGGCAAUACUGGGAUGCAGUUAGGACUAAUCCUACGUAGAUUUACGUUCCCCUAUGACCCUGUCUCUCCCCUCCUCUCUGGCCAUGUCAUAAAUCACAUUCUCCAAUUAACCACUUUGGCUGGCUGUGAAACCCAACGCCCUCCUUCUGAUUGCGGUCAGGAGAAUGUAUGGAAUUCACUUCAGUUUUCCCUCCCUCCUGCUCAUGGCAACUUGAAAGCUUUGCAAGUUGACACUAGCGCAGCCACGGUGGAAGUCCAACAGACCUGGGGGAGCAUCUACUGGUGUAGAGCUCUUUCAAGGAAGCUUCUGGCUCGAUUGUGCAAUCCAGGCAAGCCAGCAGCUCAACUUUAGCAGGGGACAAGCGUAUCUUAUCAGCCAGUUUAUUUCAGGGCAUUGGGCAAUGUGGAUUAGGUGCUUUGUGAUACUUUGUGUGCUAAAAUUGCCAUUGGGCUUUCCUUGUUAAAUGUCGUUUUCCUUGUACCCAGCAGAUGUGUUUUAAGUUAAAGAGUCCUUUACACAAGCCCUAAAUUGGAUUAUUGUUACCAUUCUCCAAGGAAGAAAUCUUAUCAAAGGCAGCUUGCAUGUCGCAUGUCUGCAGUUCUUAGUGGCUUGUUACGUUCACAAGCCAGGAGGAAACUGCGUGCAAUGCAGAACUGCAGGAGUUGGGCCAGUCUUGCCUUAACUUCGAAGGCCCUGCAUUUGUGGCUUGGCUUUGGCAAUCCCCAUCCGGCAGGCCAGCCCGUUUCCUACCUGGCUUUGGUGCCAUGUAGCUGGAGGGGCAUCUUGAAAGUGUUAUUUAUGUACCAAGGUAACUGUUGGCUCUUGUUUAUAGGCUUUUUGGGGUUUCUCAUAAUAAACGAUUUUUUAACGAUGCUUGCUUUAAGGUCUAAAAGCAGGCCUCCUUCCUAAAAA